Ficedula albicollis (Collared flycatcher) is the source of this 3673-nucleotide messenger RNA. RefSeq names its product carnosine N-methyltransferase 1 (gene CARNMT1). Gene Ontology annotation, molecular function: S-adenosylmethionine-dependent methyltransferase activity. The transcript has 7 exons. Lineage: Eukaryota; Metazoa; Chordata; Aves; Passeriformes; Muscicapidae. The coding region runs from base 3 to 995 and encodes 330 amino acids. The record is from RefSeq and is a predicted model, not a curated record.
AUAUGCAUGAACGAGUGAACAGAACAGAGAGGCAGUUUAAGUCUCUCCCGGCUAACCAACAGAGUCUUCUUCCUCAAUUUCUUCCUCACCUUGACAAGAUUCGGAAGUGCAUUGAUCAUAAUCAAGAAAUACUGCAAACCAUUGUGAAUGACUGUGUUCAUAUGUUUGAAAAUAAGGAAUAUGAAGAAGAUGGAAGCGGGAAGAUUACACCAGCUUCAACAUUUGACAUGGAUAAAUUAAAGUCCACAUUGAAACAAUUUGUGAGAGACUGGAGUGAAGAGGGGAAGUCUGAGAGGGAUUCCUGCUACCAGCCAAUUAUUAGUGAAAUUAUAAAGAACUUUCCAAAAGAAAGAUGGGAUUUCUCCAAAGUUAAUAUCCUGGUACCUGGUGCUGGGCUAGGUAGAUUGGCGUGGGAAAUAGCUAUGCUCGGUUAUGCUUGCCAAGGAAAUGAGUGGAGCCUCUUUAUGCUCUUUUCUUCUAACUUUGUACUCAACAGAUGCUCUCAAAUUAAUUCAUGUAAGCUUUAUCCCUGGAUUCAUCAAUUUAGCAAUAACAGAAGAUCUGCUGAUCAGAUCCGACCAAUUUAUUUCCCAGAUGUUGAUCCUCACAGUCUUCCUUCUGGUUCAAACUUCUCUAUGACAGCAGGGGAUUUUCAGGAAAUUUAUUCUGAAUCCAAUACGUGGGACUGCGUUGCAACUUGCUUUUUCAUAGACACAGCACAUAAUGUUAUUGAUUAUAUUGAUACUAUAUGGAAAAUACUAAAGCCUGGAGGAAUAUGGAUAAAUGUAGGUCCUCUCCUUUACCAUUUUGAAAACUUGGGAAAUGAACUUUCCAUAGAAUUAAGCUAUGAGGAUAUAAAGAAUGUUAUUCUGCAGUAUGGAUUCCAUAUAGAGGUGGAGAAAGAAUCUGUCCUGUCAACUUACACUGUGAAUGAACUCUCCAUGAUGAAAUACUACUACGAAUGCGUGUUGUUUGUGGUGAGAAAACCGGAAUAGUAGUGGUCUGAAUAGGUUAAUGAGAAAAAAAUGUUGGUUUGAAAGCUAGAAAUGAGAAUAAAAUCAUCUGGUGAUGUAUGGACACAACCUCAAAUCAGUGGUGCCUUCUUGUUCCUAAGAGGAUAUAGAUAGUGUCUAUUUUCUUAAGCUCUCUGUUGCUAUUCAGACAUAUACUAUGCCAUGCAUAUUCAUAAUACACUUGUAAAAGAUUAAAUGUUCACAGGCACUGUCCUUGUAUUUUGGAAUGCAUUAAAUAAAAAAGCAGAAGUGUUUUCUUGAGAACAAAAUUUAAUAUUUGCCAUAAUUAAACUAAUUCUCUGCUAAUGCUGCCUCAUUUCUCAUAGAUUUAUAGUGCUUUUUUUUUUUUUUUUCUACUGGAUAUUAGGAAUGCAUGGAGGUGCUUACUGUACUAGCUGUAUCACUUUUAGAGAAGUAUUUGUAAAUGUAUACUUAAAUUAUGAAUUCUGAAAUGGUUGGGAAGUGGUAAAAUUAUUUUUGACAGAUAAAAUAGUCAUCAGAACUGUUAAAACAUUUUCUGUGGAACUGAAGUAUAAUAUGAUAUUACACAAAUUCUGAUCUCUGGCUGUACCACUGUUAAAGGUUUAAUUGAAAAAUCAGAACCUCUAGGAAAUUUUAAGUACUAUGUGAAAACUGAAUACUGAGUGAAGAAAAGGCAAAUUAUCACAGAGAAGAAGUGUUAAACUCGGUUCAGGAAAACACUGGUUGAUCUUAGCGUUGGAACUGAAAUGUGUUAGAUGCAUUGCCUUCUUGAAAUAACACUGAUUUUGAGUCAUCUUCCUACUGUUUAAGCCAGAAUUUUUAAAGUUGAUAAACGUAGCUGAGUUAUCCAUGCCAUGUGUAGGUAGUACGACAUAAAAGUACCUGUCGGAGCAGUGAAGUUACAUGUGCUAAGACUUAAUUACUUCCCCCUGAGCCAGAAUAUGCAGGCCAGGUGGUAGACAAUUUCCUUGUAUCUUAAAACACUUCACCCUUGAGACUUCCUGGUUCCUCCUGCUAAUGUGUUUUUUUCCCCUAACAGAUGUGUCUUAGGUGAAUAUUUAAUCUACAAAAUAAUUGUAUGUAGCUGUCAUGCUACAUACAAUCUCAUGUCACUUUGAAGUUAUGUACAUGAGAAAAACCUUAAUUAACUAGUCUGAGAUGAGGUGUCAUCUUAGGUGUUUUGUUUUCGUGAUAUAUUGAUUACCUUAAGUGCCAUUGGGAUGCAUUUUCAAAAAUACAUUUAAAAUCUAAAACCAUUAUGAUGAGGGCUGGUUUUUUUGUUUUUUUUUUUUUUUCAUAUUUAGCUGUAAGGACACUGGUCAGUAGCUUGUUUGUUUCUGAUAAUUUUUUGUCCUGUCUUUCAUAGUGAUGUCCUAAUCACAUCUCUUUAAUAGAUAUGUUACUGGCUUUUUGAUUUUUGUAAUCAAGGCCAGAAAUUUGUGCCUUUAUUCCUAAAUUGAAAAUCUGCAAGGAGGGAAAGCAAACUUAAAAAAAAAAUAUUUUCAAUGCUGCAUAAGAGCAUAUGCUUGUAUAUGUUUCAGUAUUGUGCCCCUUUCUGCUCAGAAUUCUGAUUGAGAACAGAGGCUUCUGAUCUACAGAAGUGUUGAAGGUUGGCUUAAAAACUACUCUUUGAAUUCUCUUAUUUUAAAAGUGCAUGAACUGUCAAAGUUCCUGUUCGAAGGGAGAUCUGUUAAAAGAUUAAACACUGCUCUUCAACAAAUAUUUUAAAAGUCCUCAUGUGGCUAAAAGUAAAAAACCACAUGCAUUAAUUUCUAUAUUGUAGCAUUUAAUUUUUGAGAAAAUUUGUGAUUCUUUGCUUUCAAUCUGCUUCUCUUCUCUUAGGCAGAAUACGAUUAGUAAUUUACUUGAUUUUCAAGCUUCUUGAAAUAGGACAGAGGUUAGGUGAAUGUCAGGUUGAUGCCAAGUAGCAUAUCUAUAAUACUACCCAGCUGCUGCCCCUUACACAGUGUGUAACUUGAAAUGUGGUGUUUUGUUUUUCAAAAAUAAGCAAUGGAACUCUUUAUUUAUGGUUGAGUGUGGAUAUCCUGUGUCAAUAUCCUCUGUUCUGGUGGUUUUUUUCCUUGCCACUCCAUGUUGUCACAGGUGCCAUUUUUUUAUGUUCUCUGAAAAUAUUUUUACACAUGAUGUAAUACAGUGAUGUGCUUUUAUUUCUAAUCUAGAAAAUGCUGGGUUUUUUUCCAGAGUAUUCUGCUUUUAAAUUGCAACAGUCACAUUAAGAGUUGGAAGCAAAAUAGUCAUGUGAAUGAGCUGUUAGUAGUGUUUUACCUGCAGUCCCAUUUAUGAGUUGUUGGAAUUUGCCACUUGUACUGUAAUGCACAGGGAUAAUUGUGUAUUAUAGAAUUUGAUCAUUGUUUUAUUUAGUUUUCUAUGCAGGUGGAAAUGCUCAAGGUAUUUGCCAGCUGAGACUGUUUCUUUUAGGUCCUUAAUAUACUAUACAUGGUAACAGGUGUAAAAAAAUGCUGCAUAAUCUUCAGUGUAAAACUUCUUUAUAUGGAGUUUGAUAUACGUAAAACGUCCUGUAUUUUUUUUUAAUGUGUUAUAUUCUGGAAUUGUUUGCAAAGAUGGUAAGAAUGGGAAGUUUCAUGUCUCUGUGUGCACUUCCCACAGUUCUCUGUGUGUAAUGGACUGUUUUUUUGGAUAUUAAAGCUUGCUGUAAG